Molecule: messenger RNA, 447 nt
Organism: Colletotrichum costaricense
Lineage: Eukaryota; Fungi; Ascomycota; Sordariomycetes; Glomerellales; Glomerellaceae
Exons: 1
Source: RefSeq, a predicted model, not a curated record
GGCGGCGACAAGUUCGAAAACGUCAUCUACCGAAUUACCGGCUCAUCAGACCCCUCGAAGUCUCUUGACGGGCUGCUGAAUGCACUUCAAAGACGCGAUGUCAAAUUAUGGGUCUUGCAUGUAGGCACAAACAAUCUGCACCCCAGGCGCGGAAUGAGAGAAUCUGACUUGGAUCUACUUCGGUUGAUUGUGGAGGCUCUGCUCAAAAUGAAUGGCAAAGUACUUCUCAUUGGGCUCUUCAGGAGGAAGGAUAUCAGGGAAGAGCUGAUUGUGAAAGCGAAGGAGAGCUAUGUUGAGCUUAUUCGACAAUUUCAAGAGAAUGAAGUUAACCAAAUAGAGUUCUUAGAGCCACCCUUGGUUGAUAUGGAGGAGUGUCUGGUAGACCAUGUUCAUCUGAUCGAGAGGGGGUAUCAAGUCUGGGCCGAAGUUCUGUCCAAAGCAGUCUAG